ACGAUGGCGACCAAUCCGUGGCAUCCCGUUCAGGCCCCUGCAGCGUCUUCCCUGAUAGAGCGGUGUCUGGGGGCCGGAGUCCUGACACAGGACACACUGGACCAAGCUCGGGAAGAGACCUCAGUCUUUAGUCGUGUAGACGAGCUGGAGAAGAUUUCUGCGCUCAAGGCUGAAAUUAGAGAGAAGAGUCUGGAGCUGGAAUUGCUGAAGGCUGAGAAAGAGACUGCAGACAUCACUCAUCCAUUUUUCCUCAGACAAAAAUGUGAGGCCCUACAAACACUAAACAGCCACUUGGAGGACGUUCUGAGAGAGAAACGUAGUCUGAGACAAAGGCUGGCUAAACCAUUGUGCCAGGAAAAUUUGCCCAUUGAAGCAUCAAACCACAGGUUUGCUGCUGCUCUUUUGCCCCUCGGUGUUAAAUUCAUUGAGAAUUUAGAAUUCUACAUCCAGACCAUCCGGAAAAUUCCUGAGAUACCAGACUGUGCUAAAAAAUCUGGACACGGCUUUGGUGAGGAUGGAAUCUAUCGAGGCUGAUUUAGAGGAACUGUCUGAGCAGAUCUUAACUUGGAGAGAAAAACAGAUUAACCUUCUCCAAGGCAACUUCCCAGGCAACACACAAGCAAGUUCCAGCAGUAUAAAAGAAUCAACUUCUUAUUUAUCAAUUGAAAACCUGCACCACUAA
This is a messenger RNA of Staurois parvus, 682 nucleotides long. The record is from the annotation of a GenBank genome assembly. NCBI's taxonomy places the organism in Eukaryota, Metazoa, Chordata, Amphibia, Anura, Ranidae.